AGCUCCUCGGUUGUAAACAGACGGUGUCCAGACUGAGACGGAGCUCAACUCCGGGUGGAUCUGACCAGAACCAGCACAGACUCCAAAAAAGCACGAUGCACUGAGCGAGCGCCAUCAGACGUUGGGUUCAGAAAAGGAGGGACCACAACCACUGUAUUUUCUCCAAAGUCAGACAACAAGGUCCUCUCCUGUGUCCACAAUGACCCCCCUCGAGGAUAGUGACAUGCACACCUUCGGCACGGAGCUGCCCGCCAUGUUUGAUGGCAUGAAGCUGGCAGCAGUGGCAACUGUCCUCUAUGUCAUUGUCCGCUGUCUGAAUCUGAAGAGUCCCACGGCAGCACCAGAGAUCAUCUACCAGGAUACACCGCUCAGCCGCUACCUGCUCAAAUCCUGUCCGAUGCUGACCAAAGAAUACAUUCCUCCCUUGCUGUGGGGUAAGAGUGGUCAUCUCCAGACGGCCCUGUAUGGCAAGAUGGGACGUGUCAACACUCCAACGCCAUGCGGAGUCCGCAAGUUCCUCACAAUGCAGGACGGGGCCACAUCGACCUUUGACCUGUUUGAAGCACGUGGUGAUCACAGCACAGGAGAUGACAUUACCAUGGUAAUCUGCCCUGGGAUCGGUAACCACAGCGAGAAGAACUACAUUCGGACCUUUGUGGAUUACUCUCAGCAGCAGGGUUACCGCUGUGCCGUCCUCAACCACCUGGGAGCCCUGCCCAACGUAGAGCUCACCUCACCGCGCAUGUUCACCUACGGUUGUACCUGGGAGUUUGCAGCCAUGGUGGGCUACAUCAAACAAGCUUUUCCCGAGACAAUGCUGGUGGUUGUUGGCUUCAGUCUGGGGGGAAACAUCGUCUGUAAGUUCCUGGGUGAGAACAAAUCCAACCAGGACCGAGUACUCUGCUGUGUCACCGUCUGUCAGGGAUACAGCGCCCUCAGGGCCCAGGAAACAUUCCUUCAGUGGGAUCAGUGCCGAAGGUUCUACAACUUCGUGUUGGCAGAUAACAUGAAGAAGAUUAUCCUGUCACACAGGAGCACUUUGCUUGGCAUGAGCUUGAGCAACAUUGGUGAAGCAGACAUGAGCAGACUGUGUGCAGCCACAUCUCUGAUGCAGAUUGAUGACAGCAUCAUGAGAAAAUUUCACGGCUACAGUUCCUUGAAGGAGUACUAUGAGAAGGAGAGUUGUGUGCACUACAUCGACAACGUCACUGUGCCUCUCCUCCUGGUAAACUCCUCAGACGACCCACUAAUUCAUCAGUCACUACUGGCUAUUCCACGCACACUUGCAGAAAAGAUGCCCAAUGUGAUGUUUGCCCUGACUCAACAUGGAGGCCACCUGGGCUUCUUUGAGGGAGCAGUGCUGUUCCCUCUGCCCCUUACCUGGAUGGACAAGUUCAUAGUCAAUUACACCGAUGCUAUCUGCCACUGGGAGAAGAACCAGCCGGCCUGUCAGAGGAGCGCCCACCAGGACACGCACUCCUGCAUGCAGAGCAGAGGGGUAAAACUCAGUGGGUAACAAACAGAGAUGUCUGGAGAGAAAAACCUUGACCAAAACUUUAAAAACACGCAAGCACAUAUUUAGCCUUCUGUAUGUGCUCUAAUCCAAUAGUAAUGGCCUUACAGUUUAGAAUGUAAUUCUGGGAAAUGUAGGAAGUCACUAAACGGAUUAGAAAAGUCAGUCAACAUGGAAACGGGUACACCAAGUAAAUUGAAACUCACAUAAGACAAUACCGUAAAAUGUAAUAUGACCCCAUGGUUAAUUGCUCCUUCCUCUUCUGUGUUCCUCUGCUGGUUUAAAAAAAUCUUUCACAAGUUCACAACCAGAUUUAAGUGCCUUAAUAUAAAUGUGAAUCUGCAAGAAAUUUGGUUGCUGGCUUCUCACAAAUCAUUGAGCUACCUCUGAUAAGCAGCCGUACGACUUGAUUUAUGGUUUACAGUGGUCAUUUGUUGUUAAGGCUUAAAAUAAUAAUUUCCUAAUAUGAUUUAAUAUGAUCUUGCUUGUUUUUGCCGGGAGCAUAGACGCUCCAGUUUUUCACUUUGCGUUUAAAUUGUGUGUGGUGGACCAUCAGCAUGCAUUAUUGCUGCUGAUAUUUAAAGUAAAGGAAUCAGGGUGGAAGAUUUUUAAAGCAGUUUAAGAGUUAUAAAAACACAGACAGACAGAAAUGGUUAUCUUUGAGUUAAUGAUGUUUUUCUAACACUCCUUUCUGUGUUGUUAAAUGGAAAAAUGGGCACUUUAUACAAACUAGGGUUAACAUUGUACGUCACAUGUUGUACUGGUCCAGGUCAGCUUGUCCCAUUCCAUGAGUUGCUCCACAGUGCCUUAAAACCAGCGGGUAACAGCAUUUAUUACUGUGAUGCCUCCACUACCAUAGCAUGAGGAUGGUCGGGCAGUUUAAUUUCCUAAAUGCUGCUGUUAACUCUGGUUAUUACCACAGAAAAUGUCCUUUUAGAAUUGUACAAUCCAGGACAAAAGGUACUGAAAAAAGUAUACUAUGACUGGUUGUUCAGGACAGAGCUGGGUCAAACUCUGUUUACAAUCAUUUUUAAAAGAAAGGAGGAGAGUGCAAAUGGGACACACACAGUAAGAUUAUUCAUAAGAAAUCCUGUUGUGCACUCUCAGUUUAUGCACUUACCAAAAAUGAACCAAAGCAAUCUUCACUUUUCAAUAAAAAGUAGCUCAACUUUGUACUUUUUAAUGAUUUUGCUGCAUUUUGGCCAUAUGUGACCCAAAAAAAGGCACAUGGCUUUGCCUCAUAAACAGUGGAGGUCUCAUAUUAGACAUUACAUAGGUUUCAUAACUGACCCAAGAUUUUGGGUUUUAUUUUAAGCUGCCUAUUGCUACAUACUAGUACUGGAUGGGUGGAGUUUUCCUCAUAAAACAAAUAAUACAAACAACAAAUACAGUGAACCGAGAAGUAAAGACAGUGACAUAUGAAAACUACCAAACAAAACUUAGCUCUGUUGUGUCUCAUCUCAUGAUACAAACAGUAUAUAUUUCCACCAGAAAUGUUUGUUUUUGUUCUGUGGUUUAUGCUGGGCCUUUUUUAUUUCUAUUUUGAGAAGUGCCUUUGUGCGGGAAAGUUUGAUAUUAGUCACAGUUUCCUGUAACAUCUUGUCAGACUCUGUAAAUGCAGUGGACUCCACCCAAGUUCAUGCCUAUCGUAUUAAUCAACAUUUCAACCAUUUGAUUUAAUAAAACUUUAAUUCUCUGUCUAGAAAAAGCUGAAUGCAGCCUGCACCACUACUGUGUCUGUAUGUGCAAUAUGUCCUGACUGACAUAUGGAGUAUUUUGCCUGCACUUUAGUGUCUUUACAGUUCCUAUUGUUUCUGUAAUAUGUAUCAGCAUUUGGGUGUAACAUAAUCUAAUCGUAAUGUGUUUUGUUCUGAUGCUGUGCACAGCCAUGACCUUUUUAGUCAUAUUUGAACUAACUGAUUAAUAAAUAUUUUUCGCAUA
This is a messenger RNA of Micropterus dolomieu (smallmouth bass), 3454 nucleotides long. RefSeq names its product abhydrolase domain containing 2, acylglycerol lipase b (gene abhd2b). NCBI's taxonomy places the organism in Eukaryota, Metazoa, Chordata, Actinopteri, Centrarchiformes, Centrarchidae. Gene Ontology annotation, cellular component: sperm plasma membrane; sperm flagellum. Gene Ontology annotation, biological process: medium-chain fatty acid catabolic process; sperm capacitation; steroid hormone receptor signaling pathway. The transcript is spliced from 11 exons. Bases 200 to 1516 code for a protein of 438 amino acids. Gene Ontology annotation, molecular function: acetylesterase activity; monoacylglycerol lipase activity. The record is from RefSeq and is a predicted model, not a curated record.